AUGCUUGAUAGCAAUCCAGCCGCGAUGCCAAUCGACUUAAAUCAGAAAAUAAGUGCUAAAAUGUCUCCAGCAAGCGAAGUUGAUAAACAAGAGAUGGCGAAAGUUCCUUAUAUGCAAGCAAUUGGGUGUCUGCUAUUCGCGGCACAAACAACACGCCCUGAUAUUAGUUUUGCGGUAAAUCUUCUUAGUCGUUUCUCCACAAACCCAGGAAAGGCGCAUUGGGCCGCAGUGAAACGUGUGAUGCGAUACUUAAAGGGUACCAUAAAGUACGGCAUAUCGUAUAACAAAGAAGCUUGCAAUCUGACUGGGUUUUGUGAUUCGGAUUGGGCUAGCGAUCUCGAUGAAAGACGUUCUACAACUGGCUAUUUAUUCAAGCUGCAAGAUGGCCCGAUCUCUUGGUGCACCCGAAGGCAGCGAACUAUCGCUCUUUCUUCUACUGAGGCCGAAUUUAUGGCCAUGACGUCGGCAAUUCAAGAGGCAACGUGGUUAAUGCGCUUACAGAAGGAGUUAACACCAGACACUGCAGAAACUCUAGUACUCCAUUGUGACAACAAGAGUGCAAUACAAGUGGCUUUGAAUAACUCUUAUUCACCUCGCACAAAGCAUGUUGAUAUAAAAGACAAAUUUAUCCGUCAACAUUUGGAAAGUGGCAAAAUCAAGCUGGUCUACAUACCAACCAAGGAGAUGUUAGCUGAUAUCCUGACAAAAGGUGUAUCUAAAGUUAUUCAUAUUAAUCUUUCUUCAUUUGCAAAUACCGUAUUUAAAUGA
This is a messenger RNA of Rhagoletis pomonella (apple maggot), 768 nucleotides long. Its product is annotated as secreted RxLR effector protein 161-like. The transcript is spliced from 2 exons. Bases 1 to 768 code for a protein of 255 amino acids. Lineage: Eukaryota; Metazoa; Arthropoda; Insecta; Diptera; Tephritidae. The record is from RefSeq and is a predicted model, not a curated record.